Messenger RNA from Somion occarium, 2601 nucleotides. The record is from the annotation of a GenBank genome assembly. NCBI's taxonomy places the organism in Eukaryota, Fungi, Basidiomycota, Agaricomycetes, Polyporales, Cerrenaceae.
ACGCUCAGCUGUUAUGAACCCAUGUCAUUCUGUCCUCAAGCAAUAUAAAGCCGUCUCUCAUUCAUACGAGUGCCCUAUUCCCUCUUAAACGCGUCGAAUCCGACUGCUUCCAAUUUGUGUAAUGUUCUCUGUUACUCGGAAGGCGGAAAUGGCAGCCGUCGCCACGUGUGACGAGCCGAAUUACUCCUUGAGUAUGAUCGAGGACUGUGUCUAACCGCGACGACGACCACAGAGAGCGUUCUCUCACCUCCUGUAUGUCUCUCACUUUUGUCCUCGUCUUCAACCUCGUCAUCUUGCGAGCGUAAAACCGGUCUCACCUCUGACGCGCUUUGCAUCUGUUUCGCAGGGCCUGUGCUGUCGGCUCUGACCCUGAGACCCUGACAAACCCACACCCCCAACCCAUUUCGUCGGGCAGAAUAUGUUUGUCCUCCUGCUCGACGCUCCCCAACGAUCACAACCACUACCUGUAUCCCCCAAUCCAUCCGCUCUUUUCGAAUAAUUAUCAUGGCCAAGGCUAUCGUUCCUACUCCAAUGCCUUCGCGGUCCAGCACAUCUGAAUCUUUGACGUCACAAUCAAGUGUUCACCAUCAUAGUCACUAUGGCUUCCGAACUCAAUUGGGACAGUUUCUGCCUAGACAUGCGUUGUUCCAAGUGAAUCUGAACAUUGAGGAACUCUCCAAUGUACCAUUGGUCAAGGGCGAGUUCGCAGUUCGAUGGAAAUUCAAGAACGUUCAGUCAGGAUCUGGCCUCUUAUCGAAGAUGAAGAAUGGAGGUGGUGGGGGAGCGAGGACGGCUAGUGGUGGUUCUGUGGCUACGACGGAUGACAAGAGCUCGGUGAAGGGGAAAGGAAAGGCGAAAGCGGAUUCCAGUCCUUAUCUCCUUGCAGCUGAAUUGCAUGACGACCACAGCAGCGAAAGUUCCAAGUAUUCCUACGAAUCCGAACACACCGCAAUUGACGAAGAGAGCUCUAUACCCUCCGCUAAGAAUUCAAACGAGUCGCAGUCGUCAUCGUCAUCUAGCUAUCGCCAUGGAAUCUCUACCUCGCCCUUGACCACUCCUGUGCCCGUUUCCGCCACCCCGACGAUAACGAAAGCCACUGCAACGGGGAUGCCCACAAUUCCAAGUUUAGCAAGUUCGUUGUAUUCGCAUGUUGAAGCGAAGGGCAUGACCGAGUGGGCUCAGCUUCAGAGCUACAAUGUCAAGUGGAACCAAAAGGUCAGCGUGGUAGUGCAGAUGGAUGUACAUCGGGAGACAGGUGAUCUGCUCCCCAAUGAGCUGAAGUUGGUUAUUAUGCAGCGAGUUAUUCCUGGUGACCCAGAUGCACCACGAAAUCCCCGACUGGGCGCUGUCUAUCUCAACUUGGCAGAAUAUGUCGAUGCAGGAGACGUCACUCGGAGAUAUCUCUUACGAGAGAGCAAAACGAAUGCUACGCUCAAGUUGACUCUGAACCUCACUCACGUCGGCGGUGCCAAGAACUAUAAACCACCUCCCCUACGCAAGGGUGAGAUUAUGGCCGAAGUCUCUGGCCUGCUCUCCAACAACGAUCUCCUCCGAACGCGCCUCGCACGAACGCUAGAUCUAUACUCACGGGAUGAAUUACCCACCGACGACCUUCAUUCAGAACUCUCCAGUAAUCGUGCCCAAUCCGAGCCCCAACUACGAUCCACACGACUUUUCCCACAUCGACCAUAUACCAAUGGCGACGGUGCAGUCGAUUUCGAUCGCCUCGCCUCGUUGAAUGGGUUACACACUACAGAGACGCUUAUUGAGGCGAUCUUCAACCCUGUACCCACGACUUCGGAGACGCCGUCUCCGUUCACGUAUUACGCCCCAAAUGAAGUUGAAGUCGACGAUCCUGCUGAAUCGGAUUCGAUCAGCAAGCGUUCGUCGAGUAUGCGGUCUGAUGCCACCACCAGCACGAGCGAUGAGAGUGGGUUGUUCAAUAGUGCAAGAAGUGGUACUACCGGCACUGGCACUAGCAAGCCGUCGUCCACUUAUGCGAGAAGUGAAAAUUCGAGCUUGAGCACCGGGACUGGAGAGGGCAAGGACCAUACGAGUAUUAGUGGGAGUUUGUCUUUGCCUGAUUAUCAUAAACCGCAUUGGUGGCAGAAGAUGUCCUCGAGGAGUCGGCCUGGGACACCGACGAAUGGCAAGAGGUUCUUCUCUGCUUCGACUCCGAGGUUGCCUUUAGAGGUGGAAUAGAAUUGGUGACACUGAAUGUGGCCGCCUCCAUAUGUUACGUGACGGUUUUCUCUAGGUCUCAUGUUGAAUGGGAAAAUAUUUCUUUUGGUCUUCGUAUGUUUGUCUUGGUCUUCAUCUUUCAUUUUCUUCUGCUUUCUGUUUUUUCGUUCGUUCUUCGUUCUUUCCUACUUUUCCCGUUUCCCCCCUGGGUAUCCAGCUAGAAGUCGUGCUUUCGGUCUGUCGUUCCUUUCUUUGGUUAUCUAUAUUUAUUCUCCAUAUCAUCUCGCACCCUCAUCCUCAUUUUCACCACCAUCAGUGUAGACUGUUUUCAAUUUGUCCUCAGUGCAUUCAGUAUGUACCUCACAUCCCAUAGCAAUCAUUGUACUCUAGAGCCUCGAUAUAAUUCUACGUCUAUCCAAC